UGCCCCCUUUGAAUGUGUGUCUUCGUCUGUCUCCCUGGGAAGUCAGAUCGAGGCUGGAGUUCCAUUGGAACCCUGCGCUGCAUUCCAUUCCAUUCAUGUUGGGCAGCGGCGGCAGCAGCCACGGGAAAGCGCGCGAGGCACGGAGCCCUGAGUUGCGACGGGGGGGCUGUUUGGUGUGGAAUGUAAUUAUGGCAGGCACAUCCGAAGCAAGCUUCGACUCAAGCUGGCUGAGUAGGAUGUCAGUCCCCACGAUGUCCUGAAUGUGGAGAGUAGUGGAAGAAGAGGAGAUAAUCCACAGAUCACUUUUCUCUGCUGCCUUUGGUUUGUUUCUGUUUAUUUUGUGGGUAGAUCAAUGCACAGCUAUUGCUGGAUGUGACACUUCCACCAUGUGGCUCUUAAGGCUAAAGUACCACCUGUCAGUCAACAUUUGGACUCUGCUGCUUCUGGGGAGCGCUUGGCUGCCCUUAUCAGAAGGCACCCCCAAGUCCUCCUCUCCCUUUAGGACUUUCCAGGUCACAGACUGGAGUUUGACACACUUGGUGGUCCACAAUAAAACUGGAGAGGUGUAUGUAGGUGCUGUCAACCGGAUCUAUAAGCUUGCAAACAACCUCACACUGCUGCGCACUCAUGUGACGGGGCCAGUGGAUGACAAUGAGAAGUGCUACCCACCACCCAGUGUGCAGUCAUGCCCACAUGGCCUAGUCAGCACGAACAACGUUAACAAGUUGCUUCUGGUGGAUUACUCUGGGAACCGGCUGAUAGCCUGUGGCAGUGCUUCUCAGGGCAUCUGCCAGUUCCUGCGUUUAGAUGACCUUUUCAAGUUGGGCGAACCCCACCACCGCAAGGAGCACUAUCUCUCCAGUGUGAAUGAGUCAGGGACCAUGUCAGGUGUCAUCAUUGAAGUGCAAAAUGGGCAGAACAAACUCUUCAUCGGUACACCCAUUGAUGGCAAGUCUGAGUAUUUUCCUACCCUGUCCAGCCGCAAGCUGAUGGACAGUGAGGAGAAUGCAGAAAUGUUUGGCUUUGUUUACCAGGAUGAAUUUGUCUCUUCCCAGCUCAAGAUCCCAUCAGACACGCUUUCCAAGUUCCCCACAUUUGAUAUCUAUUACAUCUACAGCUUCAGCAGUGAGCAGUUUGUCUACUACCUGACCUUGCAGUUGGACACCCAACUUACCUCACCUGAUUCGACUGGAGAGCAAUUCUUCACCUCUAAGGUCGUCCGGCUAUGCGUGGGUGAUCCCAAAUUCUACUCAUAUGUGGAAUUCCCCAUUGGUUGCGUUCGAGAUGGCAUUGAAUACCGCCUGAUUCAAGAUGCUUACCUCAGCAAGCCUGGGAAGGCGCUGGCCAAACAGCUGGGCAUCACAGAGCAUGAGGAUAUCCUCUUUACAGUCUUCUCUCAGGGCCAGAAGAACAGGGUCAAGCCUCCAAAGGAAUCUGUCCUUUGCCUCUUCACACUGAAGAAAAUCAAAGACAAAAUCAAGGAACGCAUCCAGUCCUGUUAUCGUGGGGAAGGGAAGCUCUCUUUGCCUUGGCUAUUAAACAAGGAAUUGGGCUGCAUAAACUCACCUCUGCAAAUUGAUGACAAUUUCUGUGGGCAGGAUUUUAACCAACCAUUGGGCGGGACAGUCACCAUUGAAGGUGUGCCUCUGUUUGUGGACAAGGAAGAUGGCAUGACAUCAGUAGCUGCUUAUGACUACCGUGGGCACACCGUUGUUUUCGCUGGGACAAGAAGUGGCAAGAUCAAAAAGAUCCUGGUAGACCCUGCCAAUCCCAUUGGACGUUCAGCAUUGCAGUAUGAGAAUGUUGUGGCCCAUGAAGGCAGCUCCAUUUUGCGGGACCUGGUGCUCAGCCCUGAUCUCCAAUACCUCUAUGCUAUGACUGAAAAGCAGGUGACUCGUGUGCCAGUGGAGAGCUGCGAGCAAUAUACAACCUGCGCAUUGUGCCUGGGCUCCAGGGAUCCUCACUGCGGCUGGUGUGUUUUACACAACAUCUGUUCGCGGAAGGACAGAUGUGAACGAGCUGAGGAACCGCAGCGCUUUGCCUCAGAUCUGCGCCAGUGUGUCCAGUUGACUGUCCAGCCAAAGAACAUAUCAGUCACCAUGUCAGAAGUCCCGUUGGUCCUACAGGCCUGGAAUGUCCCUGAUCUCUCUGCUGGUGUGAACUGCUCUUUUGAAGAUUUUACAGAGUCAGAGAGUCGCAUUGAAGAUGGCAGAAUCUACUGCAGCUCUCCUUCUACAAAGGAUGUCAUCCCUAUCACCAGGGGUCGAGGUGAUAAGCAAGUUGUGAAGCUCUACCUCAAAUCCAAGGAGACUGGGAAGAAGUUUGCAGCUGUGGAUUUUGUCUUUUACAACUGUAGUGUUCACCAAUCCUGCCUGUCUUGUGUGAAUGGCUCCUUCCCUUGCCACUGGUGCAAAUAUCGUCACAUAUGUACCCACAAUGCUGCUGACUGCUCCUUUGUGGAAGGACGUGUCAAAAUGUCUGAGGAUUGCCCACAGAUCCUUCCCUCCACCCAGAUAUAUAUUCCUGUGGGUGUGGUGAAACCCAUCACCUUGACAGCUAAAAACCUACCACAGCCACAGUCCGGACAGCGCAAUUAUGAGUGCAUCUUCCAUAUCCCUGGCAGUCCCACACGUGUCACUGCGCUGCGCUUUAACAGCACCAGCAUCCAGUGCCAGAACACCUCGUAUUUCUAUGAAGGGAAUGACAUCAGUGACCUCCCAGUGAACCUUUCUGUAGUGUGGAAUGGGAACUUCAUCAUUGAUAAUCCACAGAACAUUCAAGCUCACCUAUACAAAUGCUCAGCUCUGCGUGAAAGCUGUGGGCUGUGCCUCAAGGCGGAUCCACGAUUUGAGUGUGGCUGGUGUGUUUCAGAAAAGCGGUGUUCCCUGCGCCAACAUUGCCCUGCCUAUGAGAGCAGCUGGAUGCAUGCUAGUAAUGGCAACAGCCGCUGUGCAGACCCCAAAAUCAUCAAGCUGUUUCCUGAAACGGGUCCCCGGCAGGGGGGUACUCGCUUAACCAUCAUCGGUGAGAACCUGGGCCUGAAGUUUGAGGAUGUACGCUUGGGGGUGCGAGUUGGGAAAGUGAUGUGCAUUCCCAUUGAGAGUGAAUACAUCAGUGCUGAGCAGAUUGUCUGUGAGAUUGGAGAAGCCAGCCCUAGCAAAAUCCAAGAUGCACCUGUGGAAGUCUGCGUCAGGGAUUGUUCCCCCAAUUAUAGGGCCACAGCCCUGAAAAGCUUCACCUUUGUGAAUCCCACAUUCUCACAAGUGACACCCUCACGGGGUCCUCUCUCUGGGGGCACCUGGAUUAGCAUAAAGGGAAAGCACCUCAAUGCAGGAAGUGACAUCAUAGUGACCAUCGGGGGACAAGCUUGUGCCUUUUCAUGGAGAAAUGCUGGUGAGAUCCGGUGUAAGACGCCACCUGGCCAGGUCCCAGGGGAGGCACCCAUCCUCAUUCACAUAAACCGAGCUGUUCUUAGCAGUCCUGAAGUGACAUACUACUAUACUGAAGACCCUACAAUUCAGAAGAUAGAUCCUGAGUGGAGCAUCAACAGUGGUGGGACGCUGUUGACAGUAACAGGCACCAACCUGGCCACAAUCAAGGAACCCAGGAUUAGAGCCAAGUAUGGCAGCUCUGAGAAGGAGAAUAACUGCACUGUCUUCAAUGACACCACCAUGGUGUGCUAUGCUCCCUCCAUUGACAACCCGGACCGGAGCCCCCCAGAGCUUGGUGACCGACCGGAUGAGAUUGGUUUUAUCAUGGAUAAUGUCCAGGCCUUGCUGAUCAUCAACAAAACUAACUUUGUGUAUUAUCCAGACCCUGUGUUUGAGUCUCUCCCUUCUGGCAUGUUGGAGCUUAAGCCAAGCUCCCCACUCAUCCUCAAGGGCCGCAACCUGCUCCCUCCUGCAACUGGAAAUUCCCGUCUAAACUACACCGUGCUUAUUGGUGACACUCCCUGUGCCCUCACAGUUUCUGAAACCCAGCUUCUCUGCGAGUCACCAAACCUCACAGGACAGCACAAAGUGACGAUCAAGGCUGGUGGCUUUGAGUUCUCUCCAGGAACGCUGCAGAUCUACUCAGACAACUUGUUGACCCUCCCGGCCAUCAUUGGCAUCGGUGGAGGCGGGGGCCUUCUCUUGCUCAUCAUCAUAAUUGUCCUUAUUGCAUACAAGCGAAAGUCCCGAGAUGCUGAUCGCACUCUCAAACGUUUGCAACUGCAGAUGGACAACCUGGAGUCCCGGGUGGCCUUGGAGUGCAAGGAAGCUUUUGCAGAGCUGCAGACUGAUAUCCAUGAGCUGACCAAUGACUUGGAUGGGGCUGGUAUCCCCUUCUUGGAUUAUCGCACCUAUGCCAUGAGGGUCCUCUUCCCAGGAAUAGAAGACCAUCCUGUUCUCAAGGAAAUGGAGGUCCAGGCCAAUGUAGAGAAAUCCUUGGCCUUGUUUGGCCAGCUCUUGAACAAAAAACACUUCCUUCUGACUUUCAUUCGCACCCUUGAAGCCCAGCGCAGCUUCUCUAUGCGGGACCGGGGCAAUGUGGCCUCCUUAAUCAUGACAGCGCUACAAGGUGAGAUGGAGUAUGCCACUGGGGUGCUCAAGCAGCUUCUCUCAGACCUGAUUGAGAAGAACUUGGAGAGCAAGAACCAUCCAAAAUUACUCUUGAGACGGACGGAGUCAGUGGCUGAGAAAAUGCUGACAAACUGGUUUACGUUCCUUCUGUACAAAUUCUUAAAGGAGUGUGCAGGUGAACCUCUGUUCAUGCUUUACUGUGCCAUCAAACAGCAGAUGGAGAAGGGGCCCAUUGAUGCCAUCACGGGAGAAGCCCGCUAUUCUCUAAGUGAAGACAAGCUCAUCCGUCAGCAAAUUGACUACAAAAUGCUGACUCUGAACUGUGUGAACCCUGAAAAUGAAAAUGCUCCUGAGAUCCCAGUCAAGGUCCUGAACUGCGACACCAUCACACAAGUGAAAGAGAAGCUUCUGGAUGCCGUGUACAAGGGAGUCCCCUACUCCCAGAGACCCAAAGCAGGAGACAUGGAUCUGGUGAGCACGAUCCCCAGUGACCCCAUGCCCUUCUCUUCCAUCGGUGCAGAGUGGCGGCAGGGCAGGAUGGCUCGGAUAAUACUGCAGGAUGAAGAUGUAACCACCAAAAUCGACAAUGACUGGAAAAGGCUCAACACCCUUGCCCAUUACCAGGUGUGGUUGCCCACUGGGUUUAGCCAUAGAGAUGUGGCAGAAGAAAGUUGGCAUCUGAGUGUGACAGACGGCUCCUGUGUAGCACUGGUACCCAAGCAAAAUUCAGCCUACAAUAUUUCCAACUCCUCUACCUUCACCAAGUCACUCAGUAGAUAUGAGAGUAUGCUCCGGACAGCCAGCAGCCCUGACAGUCUCCGUUCCCGGACCCCCAUGAUCACCCCAGACCUGGAAAGUGGCACCAAGCUGUGGCAUCUGGUGAAAAAUCAUGACCACAUGGAUCAACGAGAAGGUGAUCGGGGCAGCAAGAUGGUUUCAGAAAUCUACUUGACCCGACUGCUAGCCACCAAGGGGACCUUGCAGAAGUUUGUUGAUGACCUGUUUGAGACUAUCUUCAGCACAGCCCACCGAGGGAGUGCCUUGCCUCUGGCCAUCAAGUAUAUGUUUGACUUCCUGGAUGAACAAGCUGAUAAGCACCAGAUCAAUGACUAUGACGUCAGGCACACCUGGAAGAGUAAUUGUCUACCUCUGCGUUUUUGGGUGAAUGUGAUUAAGAAUCCCCAGUUUGUGUUUGACAUUCACAAGAACAGUAUUACUGAUGCUUGCCUAUCAGUGGUGGCUCAGACAUUUAUGGACUCCUGCUCAACUUCUGAGCAUAAGCUAGGGAAAGACUCUCCCUCCAACAAACUACUGUAUGCCAAGGACAUCCCCAAUUACAAGAGCUGGGUAGAAAGAUAUUAUGCAGAUAUUGCUAAAAUGCCAGCAAUCAGCGAUCAAGACAUGAGCGCCUACCUAGCGGAACAGUCACGGUUACACUUGAGCCAGUUCAACAGCAUGAGUGCACUGCAUGAGAUCUACUCUUACAUCACCAAGUACAAGGAUGAGAUCUUAGCUGCUUUAGAGAAGGAUGAACAGGCCCGGAGACAGCGGCUGCGGAGUAAGUUGGAGCAGGCAAUUGACACAAUGGCCCUGAGUAGCUGAAAAGGCCGAAGUAGCGAUGCAGACUUCCCUAGCAGUGGAUACUAAGAUAGGGAGACAGAGGGCAUGGAGGUGCGCGGCGAGCAAGAAAGCAAGAAUAUCUUGGGGCCCAGCACCAAGCAAUGCACAGAGUCCGUUGCGUCUUGGAAGACUUUUACACAAGCAAACUGCAAAAACUUAACCACCGUUACCACAAACAAAAAAAAUGAACCUAUGUAGAGACUUUUUGGAAGGCGCGACGUAGUGAAGAAUCUGAAGGACCCUACAAGAUGCUCAAGGAAGGCCAGGGAAAAGAGCCCAAGCUUGGCUGCCACUGCUCCCCAAGGCCUGUCCCGGAUCUGGCAGUGGAAGGUUGGGGACUGCACUAAAUGUCUAGGACGACGUUUUUACAUUAUGGUUUUCUGUAGCGGGUGGGUGGGUAGGUUUUCUCCCGUACUUGCUUCCCUUUCGCACCUUGCCUGGAGAAAUCUUCUCUUCUCUCCCUUUCUCUCUCUCUCUCUGACCUUCUGCCUUUAGUGUUAACUGCUAUAUUUGCACAAUUUCCAAACGCUAGGAAAACAUUUUUUUUAAUUAACAAAAAGAUUUAAAAUGGGGAAGAGGGGCUUCUAAAUUUUUCACAAAAAAAGUUUGCCAUUUUUGGGUGGGUUUGGGGUUUUUUUUACAAAAAAAGAAUAAAGGACCAUUGUUAGA
Messenger RNA from Heteronotia binoei (common prickly gecko), 6851 nucleotides. RefSeq names its product plexin A1 (gene PLXNA1). Gene Ontology annotation, biological process: regulation of cell migration; negative regulation of cell adhesion; regulation of GTPase activity. The transcript is spliced from 32 exons. Gene Ontology annotation, molecular function: semaphorin receptor activity; protein binding. Gene Ontology annotation, cellular component: semaphorin receptor complex. NCBI's taxonomy places the organism in Eukaryota, Metazoa, Chordata, Lepidosauria, Squamata, Gekkonidae. The record is from RefSeq and is a predicted model, not a curated record. The coding region runs from base 261 to 6164 and encodes 1967 amino acids.